UAAAAUCUAGCUCUUCAAAUCUUGAACACUUGUAACUAUGUGCUCCUCAUUCUUCUUAAAAGCAAUCCUGCUAUAUCUUGCUAUUCUUUUACAAAUGAAUGUUGUUGUGUCUGGUUUGAAUCUUUCUACAGAUGACGAUGCAUUACUGAAAAUCAAAACCAGGAUUACAGACGACCCUCGCGGUGUUCUCAGAUCAUGGAAUAAUUCUCUUCCUUUUUGCAUGUGGCCUGGAGUGACAUGUGGUCGCCGACACCAAAGAGUCACAAGCUUGAAUCUAACAGACAAAGGUUUAGUAGGUUCUUUAUCUCCUUUCAUCGGAAACCUCAGCUUUCUCAGGAAAUGGAUUUGAAGUAUCUAGAUCUUUCAUAUAAUAACUUUGAGGGAGAGGUGUUUGUUAAAGGUGUUUUCGCCAAUACAAGUAUGAUAUCCAUCCAUGGAAACCGUAAACUUUGUGGUGGCAUACCUGAACUUCACCUACCCAAAUGCACAACUAGCGACUCCAAAAGAGGUUCCAGAAAGCUUUCGGCUCGUGUAGUUAUAGCGAUCUCACUAUCUUCCACAAUUGUAGGUUUAGCUCUCGUGUCAUUUAUCUUGUUUUACUUCUGUAUAACAAGGAAUAAAGAUGAACCAUUGGAUACAAUAUCGACCAAGUCCUUUGAAAAGAUUUCAUACGGAAGACUUUUUAAAGCAACCAAAGGGUUCUCUGCAGAAAAUCUGAUUGGUACGGGUAGCUUUGCUUCGGUCUACAAAGGAGUUCUUGAUGAAAGUGGCUUAAUUGUGGCAAUCAAAGUACUGAACCUUAAUCUCCAAGGAGGGUUUAAGAGUUUUAUGGCCGAGUGUGAUGCCUUGAGAAAUAUUCGACAUCGCAACCUGGUGAAGGUCAUAACUUCGUGUUCAAGUAUCGAUUUCCAAGGCAAUGAUUUCAAAGCUUUAGUUUAUGAUUUCAUGUCAAAUGGGAGUUUGGAGAGUUGGCUGCAUUCAAUACACCAAAUGCUAGAUCUUGCUCAAAGAAUAAACAUUAUCAAGGAUGUGGCUUGUGCUCUUGAGUAUCUACACUGUCACUGUGGAAACGUAGUUGUCCACUGUGAUUUGAAGCCAAGCAACAUUUUACUGGACACUGAUAUGGUCGCUCAUGUUGGAGAUUUUGGACUCGCGAAAAUUCUUUCCCUAGAAGGAGUAUCUAAAGCAAAUAACAAUAGCUCAAGUGUUUUUAGAGGAACCAUUGGGUAUGCACCUCCAGAAUAUGGAUUUGGAAGCGGGGUCUCAGCCAACGGGGACAUAUAUAGCUAUGGGACCCUAUUGUUGGAGAUGAUGACAGGGAAGGAACCUGUUGAUCUGGUGUUUGAAGGUGGUCUAACUUUGCAUUCUUAUGCUCGAAAUGCCUUGGCUGAUGGUUCGGUGCUUCAGAUUCUAGAUCCGGGGCUUCUAAAUGAGAAUACUGAUGAACAGAGCUUGAUUUCGUUAGUAAAAAUUGGAGCGCAAUGCUCUUUAGAGUCUCCACAUGAUAGAAUGGAUAUUGAGACAGUUGUUCACGACCUCAUCUCAAUAACCGUUAAAACGUGCAACCAAUCUUGAUUUGUAAAAGGUCCAGUGCCGCAACCAAAAAGACUAGUAUUUGAUUGUGUUAUAAUGUUUGUUUACCAUAUUAAGUUAAUGUUUGAAUCUGAAUGAAAGUUUCUUUUUUAUGUC
Molecule: messenger RNA, 1689 nt
Organism: Helianthus annuus (common sunflower)
Lineage: Eukaryota; Viridiplantae; Streptophyta; Magnoliopsida; Asterales; Asteraceae
Product: probable LRR receptor-like serine/threonine-protein kinase At3g47570
Exons: 3
Coding region: 238-1575 (445 amino acids)
Biological process (GO): protein phosphorylation
Molecular function (GO): ATP binding; protein kinase activity
Source: RefSeq, a predicted model, not a curated record